AUGAUUCACGAAUAUGUGCUGUGGCUACUCGACGUUCUUUCACUCUCCGCAACGGCUUUUGUUGUCUUGUUCUCUUCUCCACCGGAAAACUAUUUCACCAUUCACCCACUCUUUGCUUCUGUAAGUGUCCUAAUUAUAAUGCCCCUGGGUGUCCGUUUAAUGGAUAAGCGUGUUCCAUUUUUUAAUAUGCGUUCUACGUACAUGCGGACAAAAUGGCAUUGGAUUGUCCAGAGCAUCUCGAUUGUGCUUCUCUACACUGCUGUUGCCGCGGUUUAUUUGAACAAGAUUCAAGGCGGUAAACCACAUUUUACCACCUGGCAUGGAUGUUGCGGUCUCCUUUCUGUCCUUUUUGCAACUACCCAAAUACUUGCCGGAUUUUGGUUAGAUUGGAGCCUGUGGCCUAUUCGCCGCUGGCUCUCAUUUUGCAAAGCUCGCUUGUCCCAUAUGUACUCGGCUGUUUGUUUGCUUAUCAUGACCAGUAUCACGGCAGUUCUUGGAUUACAGUCCCAAUGGUUCGAACUUCAGCUAUCAAGUGCCAUGGUGUUUUCCGGCCUUAUACGUGUGUGGCUACAGGUCAAACGUGUUGGAGUAUCUCCCGUCCCUGCAAAGUUCACCACAAAAUCCCUCCAUGGGUCAGAGUGA
Molecule: messenger RNA, 642 nt
Organism: Dicrocoelium dendriticum
Lineage: Eukaryota; Metazoa; Platyhelminthes; Trematoda; Plagiorchiida; Dicrocoeliidae
Source: the annotation of a GenBank genome assembly